This is a messenger RNA of Uranotaenia lowii, 1235 nucleotides long. RefSeq names its product lysosomal acid phosphatase-like. The record is from RefSeq and is a predicted model, not a curated record. Lineage: Eukaryota; Metazoa; Arthropoda; Insecta; Diptera; Culicidae. Gene Ontology annotation, biological process: dephosphorylation. The transcript is spliced from 3 exons. Gene Ontology annotation, molecular function: phosphatase activity. The coding region runs from base 29 to 1159 and encodes 376 amino acids.
UCGCUUUUGGCAAGGUCAACAGUGCAAGAUGUAUCAAAGGUCCCGAUUGGCGAUUGCUGUUUUGGUUUUAGCUGUGUUGGCAGCUGAAGUUCAUACUGCACCUCACUAUGGUGACUCGCUUCGCAUGGUGAUUCUUAUGUUCCGUCAUGGAGGCCGAUCACCUAUUUCAAGCUAUCCCAAUGAUCCGUACCUGAACUAUCCGUGGGUCUCGGGCUUUGGAGCACUGCAACCGGUGGGCACUCAACAAACCUACCAGUUGGGUAAAAACUUGAGAGAACGUUACGAAUCGCUGAUUCCGUCGGAUGGCUACUAUACGACCCAGAAGAUUACCGCCACCAGCAGCAGCGUUGAGCGAGCGAUCAUGUCUGCGCAGUCCGUAUUGGCGGCCUUCUUGAAACCCAGUGGAAAUGCGAUCGAUAUUUCGAUUCGCUGGCAGCCGGUUCCGAUUUUCACCAUUCCUACCAAUGAUGAUUAUAUUCUUCAACAAACGCGUCCUUGCAACAAAUACAACCAAGAACUCGGACGACUCAUGGUGAGUCCGCCUGCGGAGUACCAAUCAUUUUUCGCAGAGCUCGCCCAGGAGUACGAUUAUUUGUCCAAAAAUACCGGAUCAACCAUCAACUCGUGGAUGUCUGUUCUUGGAAUUUACGAUACACUGAUUGCCGAAGACCGAAGUGGUCUGAAGCUUCCCGAAUGGACCAGCCGAGUAUUUCCAGAGAAGGCCGAAAAGGGUAUGGGAGGUGCUUUCCGAAUGAUGUCUGGAACUCCGACGAUGAAAUUGCUGAAGGGUGGAGCAACUUUCACCGAGUUCCUCAAGUUGAUGAAGGCCAAAAAGUCGAAAACCAUGAGCCCGGAUCGCUCAAUCUUCAUCUAUUCCGGUCACGAUCUUACCCAGGUAGCGCUGAUGGACAGCAUGGGUAUGCUGGAUCAGACUACCGAUAGGCCCGAGUACGCUUCGACGGUUGCCUUCGAGUUGCACGAGAACAGCUAUCUGCCUGGAGAUCUUGAAGUUCGCAUGGUGUACUUCAAGAAUUGGACCGUCAAAGUGCCGCAAUCUUUGACGAUUCCCGGAUGUCCCAGCCCGUGUGCCGUCAGCAAGCUGGAGGAAUCGAUGCGUGCCAUCAUUUUGGACAACUACGAUGCCGCUUGCGCUGUUUAAGGUUAUGCGAUUUGAUAUGAUCAGAUUUUAAGCUUGUUUUGAGGUUAUGAAAUAAAAUAAAGGUGAAAUCAUACAA